Molecule: messenger RNA, 2113 nt
Organism: Setaria italica (foxtail millet)
Lineage: Eukaryota; Viridiplantae; Streptophyta; Magnoliopsida; Poales; Poaceae
Product: asparagine--tRNA ligase, cytoplasmic 1
Exons: 8
Coding region: 42-1871 (609 amino acids)
Biological process (GO): asparaginyl-tRNA aminoacylation
Cellular component (GO): mitochondrion
Molecular function (GO): asparagine-tRNA ligase activity; ATP binding
Source: RefSeq, a predicted model, not a curated record
CCAACUAAGCAACCGCUAACCAUUCGCUGUUCAGUUCACCAAUGGCGUCCUCACCACCCUCCUCGGCUCCUUUCUCUUCCUCUGAAGAAGCCACGACGAGCAGCAACGACGGCUCGGCAGUCCAGUCCUUGAAGUACUCCAGGCGAGCCAGCCUCCGCUCCGUCGUCGGCCGCCCCGACGGUGGCCGUGGACUGGCUGGCAAGCGCGCCGUUGUCGGUGGCUGGGUGAAGUCCUCCAACACCGUCAAGGCGAAGCUCGCUGGCCCCGUGUCGCCGGCGAGGAUGCCGACGACGGAGACCACCACAGGCCUGACGUGCACGGAGGUGCUCAUGGCAAGAGUGCCGCUCAUCCGCUGCUUCGCCAGGCUAAUCGGAGGCGCCGCCGACGUCGACAGGGCCUCUUCUGUCUCCUUCAAGCUGGCUACCGGGACAGCGCUUAUGCGCAUCAACGACGGGUCCUGCGUGGCCGAUCUCCAGAUAGUAGUGGAUUCUUCUCUGUGUCCUCUUAAACAAGUUACUGCGAUCGGAGCUUGUGUGUUGGUCGAAGGCAAGAUAGAACUUGUGGAAGGGAGAAGCCAGCAGCAUGUUGUGGAGCUCAGAGUGGACAAAGUGCUGCACGUAGGAACUGUCGAUAUCGACAAGUAUCCUCCGUCAAAUGUGGAGUUGCCUCCUCCUGAACUUGUCAAGGACUAUCCACAGCUCGCUACUCGAACAACGGCGAUGGCUUCGGUUGCUCGUGUACGAAGUGAAAUGCUCCAUGCUGCGCAUGCGUUCUUCCAGACAAAUGGGUUCUUCCAUGUGAAUACGCCCAUUAUAACUGCCACCACCGUUGCAGGAGACCGCAGCAAAAUGUUCCGCGUAAUGCGGCUUGAGAGUAAAUCCGAUAACAGGGCCAUCACACCUGAAGUUGUUAGAGCUUCCAUCAAGGCGAAAACGAAGCAAAUCGAAGCGCUGAAUCGAAGCGAGAGCAACAAGGAAGCUCUGGAAGCUGCGAAACUGGACCUUCAGAGGGCGAAUGAGCUUGCACGACAAUUAGAACAGCAAGGAAAUGCAGACUUCUCCGAUGACUUCUUUCAGCAUCCAGUGUAUCUUUCACCUGAUCAUACACUCCAUCUUGAGACCUAUGCUUGCGCGCUAAGCAGCGUCUACACGUUCAGCCCGGUGUUCCAGGCUGAAAGCUUGGAGCGUCACAAGCACCUGGCCGAGAGGUGGACCAUCGAUGCAGAGCUCGCCUUCGCGGAACUUGAGGAUGCAAUCUCCUGCGCCGAGGAUUGCCUGAUGUGGCUUCUAAGCACAGUGUCUAAGAAUUGUUCAGAUGAACUCAAGUUUCUGUCGAAUGGGGAAAACAAUGGAUACUUUUCCCAUAUCGAGCCUGCAGUGUCCAGCCCCUGGGAAAGGAUUACCUACAACGCAGCUGUGAAUACCCUUCUUCAGGUCAGAGAAAAAUCAUUUAAAGCCAAAGUAGAGUUGGGCACGCCACUUUCACAUGAACAUAUGAGUUAUCUAGUUGAUGAUCACUACAAGAAGCCAGUGAUCAUAUAUGAGUAUCCCAAGGAACUGAAACCUUUUUAUGCACGGCUCAUGGAAGAUGGGACGAAAGUAUCUGCAUUUGAUAUAGUUGUGCCAAAGGUUGGUACUAUAGCUUACGGAACUCAAAAGGAGGAAAGGAUGGAUAACUUCACAGCCAGGAUUGAUGAAUUAAGGCUUCCACGUGAUCAUUUGGAAUCGUAUUUGGAUAUCCGCAGGCAUGGCACUGUAAAGCACUCAGGCUUCAGCAUAGACAUCGAGCGGCUCAUCUUUUUGGUUACCUGUCUCAGUGACAUACGAGAUGUCAAACCAUUCCAAAGAACCAAAAGCAAUGCAAAAUGCUAGAUAUAAAGAUAGAUCGGUGAUGGCAGGAGGAAGUUGAAAUUCGAAAAUGCCCUUGAUAUGCUCACAGCUGUACAUUAUGCCAUUACUCCAUCCUUAUGGGGUUCCAUAUACUAGUGGAGCAUUACAAAGUAUUUUAUGCCCUGAUAAAGAUGCAUGUACAUAAAUUUCAUUCUCAGAUUGCUACAAGUGCUCCCUUGUGGUCAUACUGCUAUUCUAUUAUUAAUCUCAUGCCACAUCUAUUA